This is a messenger RNA of Bombyx mori (domestic silkworm), 587 nucleotides long. RefSeq names its product cuticular protein RR-1 motif 19 (gene CPR19). The transcript has 4 exons. NCBI's taxonomy places the organism in Eukaryota, Metazoa, Arthropoda, Insecta, Lepidoptera, Bombycidae. Gene Ontology annotation, cellular component: chitin-based extracellular matrix. Gene Ontology annotation, molecular function: structural constituent of chitin-based larval cuticle. The coding region runs from base 14 to 559 and encodes 181 amino acids. The record is from RefSeq and is marked provisional.
CACUGUGAGCAUCAUGUCAAUGAUCAUCUUCGCAGCCUUUAUUGGUGUGUGCGCCGCGGGUGCCCUCCCAGCGUACGUCCCUCCUCAAUACCGCUUUUCGCCGGCUUAUUACCAGGACGGUAGAGCCAGGUCAUCCUUGGAGGGGGGCGCCGCUAUCUUGAGGUCGGAAUCAGAAGUCAACGAACAGGGCUUCCACUACGCUUACGAUACAGAGAACGGUAUUUCUGCUGAGGCUUCAGGAGUUGAAGCUAAUGGCAUCCAGUCCCAGGGUCGUUUCUCUUACACCGGUGACGACGGUCAGGUUUACGCCGUGACCUACACUGCUGACGCUAAUGGCUAUCAGCCUCAGGGCUCUCACCUGCCCACCCCUCCGCCCAUCCCGGAAGCCAUCGCCAGGUCUCUACAAGAGAACGCCAGAGACGAGGCAGCCGGUAUUUUCGAUGAUGGAAGCUACCGCGACGCUAAAUACGAACCUGCCGUGAUUGCUGCCCGAGCCCAGUAUCCCUACGCGAAAGGGCAGUACGUGAACCCUGCCUUCCGUCGCUUCUACAAAUACUAGAAACACCAAUACUACUCAUACCCUUCUU